CCAGUAAACACUGUACAGCGCCAAUGAACCAAAACCCAAAUUGUUGACUAUACUUCGACCCACCUUUCCCCUUCUCUGCACCGCCAUCUUCUUCUUCUUCUUCUUCUCUCUGUAUCUCUCUCUCUCUCUCUCUUCAAUGGCUUCCCCCUCCCUCUUCCCCUUCCUCCUCUCUCUGCUCCUCUCUCUCUCCCCGGCCUUUUCUACCAACUCCGAAGGAAACGCCUUGCAUGCUCUAAGGAGCAGGCUCUCGGACCCGGCCAACGUGCUGCAGAGCUGGGACCCGACCCUCGUCAAUCCCUGCACCUGGUUCCAUGUAACCUGCGACUCCGACAACCACGUGAUUCGCUUGGACUUGGGCAAUUCUAACAUUUCUGGGUCUUUGGGCCCGGAGCUGGCUGAGCUCAAGCAUCUCCAAUACUUGGAGCUUUACAGCAAUAACAUAGGAGGGAAGAUCCCAAAGGAAUUGGGUAAACUGAAAAGACUUAUUAGCAUGGAUUUGUAUGCCAACAAGUUCGAAGGAGAGAUCCCCAAAUCGUUUGCGAAAUUGAAAUCUCUCAGAUUCCUACGGCUAAACAACAACAAGCUAACAGGUUCAAUUCCGAGGAAGCUCGCAACUCUGACUAACCUCAAAGUUUUCGAUGUUUCUAACAAUGAUCUAUGUGGAACAAUUCCCGUUGAUGGCCCUUUUGGAAGUUUUCCACCAGAAAGUUUUGUGAACAAUAGACUCAAUGGACCAGAGCUCAAAGGACUUGUCUCCUAUGACUUUGGAUGCUGAAGAAGAUUGGAAGCAUUGGAUCCUCUCCUUCACUUUGACAGUAUAUGUAGCAGUUUGUGUAUGUUCAAGUUGUCUAAGGUAACAAUGGAGCAAAGUUAAGUUGCAAAAUGUAAUGUGAUUUAUGCAAUAAAAAUGAGAUCAUUAAGCAAACAUUCUUAA
Molecule: messenger RNA, 934 nt
Organism: Diospyros lotus (date-plum)
Lineage: Eukaryota; Viridiplantae; Streptophyta; Magnoliopsida; Ericales; Ebenaceae
Product: leucine-rich repeat protein 1-like
Exons: 7
Coding region: 137-775 (212 amino acids)
Molecular function (GO): protein binding
Source: RefSeq, a predicted model, not a curated record